AUGGCUGUCGAAACUUGGCCUCCAUCGUUAAAACAAUAUGUACAGGACGUAUUUGCUUGUUGUUCACCCGAUAAAAGAGAUGAAGCACAGGAACAGCUACGGAAUCUUAUUAUUGAAAGUCAUAGAGCAGGCACGUUAUUAACAACGGACUGGAGUGAAGUUGAUCUACCGAGAAGUAACUGGAAUUGUAAUAUCGUUAGUGCAUGCACUAGUACAGCCGCAAAGAAUAAAAAGAAAAAGAAAAGUAAGAAGCAGAAACAACAGCAGCCAUCAAAUUUGACUGCAGACGAAGAAGCCAAAAGAUUGAAGCGAUUGAGAAGGUUCGAAGAAGAUGCUGCACAAUAUCGUGCUGAGAAUGUUUCAUCUAAUCUACAAUCAAUACAUUUGGAUGGUGCACCUCCAGACUUAAAUCAGCCCGUUGUAGGCACAUGCACAAAACUAGAGAAGAAUUAUUUAAGAUUGACUUCGGCGCCUGAUCCAACAACAGUAAGGCCGCUUGAAAUACUCAAGAAGACAUUAAAACUUUUGAAAGAGAAAUGGAAGAAAGAACAAAACUACACCUAUAUAUGUGACCAAUUUAAAUCUGUUCGUCAGGAUCUGACAGUUCAACAUAUUAAGAAUGAGUUUACCGUUCAAGUAUAUGAAAUUCAUGCACGGAUAGCACUAGAGAAGAGCGAUUUAGGGGAGUAUAAUCAAUGUCAAACGCAAUUGAAAGAUCUGUAUGCGAGAGGAAUUUGUGGCCAUGACAUGGAGUUUACCGCUUACCGAAUUCUAUACUAUUUACAUACUCAAAACUGGGGAGAUGUCAACUCUGUUAUGGCCGAUUUAACACCAGAGCAAAAAGAAAAUGAAUUUGUAAAACAUGCAUUAGAAGUACGCUCUUCACUUGCUACUGGCAACUAUCACUGUUUCUUCAAUCUAUACAAAUGUGCGCCUAAUAUGGGCGCUUAUUUAAUGGAUCACUUUUGUGAACGUGAACGCGUCCAAUCUCUAAUCACAUUAUGCAAAGCCUGCCGCCCAGAUAUUCCAUUCAGCUUUAUACAGAAUGAGCUUGCGUUUGAUACAGAAGAACAAAUGCUGAAAUUUUUAUCUGAGCAAAAGGCAAAGGUAUACAGUACGAAAGGGAAUGGAUAUUUAGAUUGCAAAGGUGCUCUUGCAGGGUUACUAGAAAGUCAAAAGAAGUUCAAAAAAAUUGAUAUCAAAGGUCAAUUAUAA
This is a messenger RNA of Mycotypha africana, 1215 nucleotides long. Its product is annotated as nuclear export factor. Lineage: Eukaryota; Fungi; Mucoromycota; Mucoromycetes; Mucorales; Mycotyphaceae. The transcript has 10 exons. Gene Ontology annotation, cellular component: nucleus. Bases 1 to 1215 code for a protein of 404 amino acids. The record is from RefSeq and is a predicted model, not a curated record.